UACCUUUUAAUGAACAGAUGUUUUAAAGGCAUAGAUACGUCAUUAACCUUCCUUGUGGAUUAUCCUUUGUCUUUAUUGGUAGGCUUGUGAAUCCUCUCGGCGGCUAAGAAAAUAAGCUUAUGUACAUUUGCCGUGACAACUGGCACGUGACAAUUAAGGUCAGUGCUCACUACAUGAUCCGACUGACGUCAUGCUUAGUAGGAUUCUGUGAUGCCGCACACGCAAGAGACCUAAUAACCCUUCCAUAACGGCGCGGCCAAGGUGCCUGUAGGUUUUAUGCAUUUAUAUGUAUGUCCUCAAGUGCCAGCUAGACACGGUGGAGUAAACCUACAAGGGUAUGUUCAAGGGUAUGUUCAACCAGAAUUGAUGGUAAACUUUUUGAACAAAUCAAACUACUUAGAUUUUGAGAGAUACUCCACCGUGUCUGGCUGGCUGGCACUUGAGGACAUACGGAAUAGUGUGCUCUGAAUAUCAGCCUUGUAAGUAGAGCUGCGUGUCAUCAUUGCCAUAACACCGCCGCAUAGCCUCUAUUUAUUCACGCUUCGCCACCCCGAAGCUAGACCUCGAUUUCUUUCUCCUUUUCCCAGUACUCCUAAAUUCUCUACCCAAGUCAAUCAACCCAUUCACCACCAACUCCCGUGACCGUCUAACGACAGGCACGUAAGAAUUUACAAUCACAAUCCUUGGAUUUUUAAUACUUAUCACAGCCAAUACAUUCUGCAACGCAAAUUACAGGAUGGCAUCGCACAGCAAUGCGGAGCAGGAGGAGCCUACAAAGGGGUUUCCGACAACAGACAGCAAAUCCGACGUGGAAGAGGAUGUGGACAGCGAUGUGGAUGAGGAGGAGAUGAAGAAGUGGCUUUCGACAACAUACGAGCGCGGCUCGAAAAAGCCCAUGAAGGAGCCUCUUACAGCACCUUGGGGUCUGCCGAUCAGCGAUGCAGACGUGGAAAAGCUCAAGGUCGGGUUCAAAUCUCAAAGCAUGGACGACAAAUGGGACAUGCUGAUCGAGGAUCCGGACGAAAACGGCAACAUAUCUCUCCACAUCAUUCGAAGCUGGUUAGAGGAGGAGUGCUACAUACUUCACAUUGCUCCAAAACCAAGCAACGAUGAUGGCGGGAGUGCAAAGAUCCAAAGCAUUACCUGGGAAGGCAACAAGGCGGGGUUGCAAUGCGACGCGGAGCAGGCCAAGAAGGAGGCUGUGAUUCUGUCCAGAGGCCACCUCGGCUGCAAGUUUGAGACGCUCCCCCAGUACCCGUCCUCAACGUUUUGGGAUCCUAGUGCUUAUAAAAAACUGGAUGCAGAAUAGGUUACUAGCGCCCCCCUUAGAAGGCCAUCCGGCGAGCAUGGAGGAGUUGUCUCAUGUUAGGGUUAUUUUUUCGGUACUUUUAGCUGAGAUGAUAGUCAAUUUUUCCUAAUAUACUGUAGCCUGUUCUCACUGCCUAA
This is a messenger RNA of Daldinia loculata, 1446 nucleotides long. RefSeq lists its product as uncharacterized. The coding region runs from base 737 to 1309 and encodes 190 amino acids. Lineage: Eukaryota; Fungi; Ascomycota; Sordariomycetes; Xylariales; Hypoxylaceae. The record is from RefSeq and is a predicted model, not a curated record. The transcript has a single exon.